This is a messenger RNA of Porites evermanni, 5167 nucleotides long. The record is from the annotation of a GenBank genome assembly. NCBI's taxonomy places the organism in Eukaryota, Metazoa, Cnidaria, Anthozoa, Scleractinia, Poritidae.
AUGCCAAAAAUGACGACAAUGAAGUUUCUUCUGCUGCUGAUGGUGGUUGAACUGACACUCCUUCAUCGCAGCGAAGGGAACCCUUUUUUUUUCUGGGCUCAUCAUAAACCCCAUUGCGACUCAAGUAGGCCACCAAGAAUUCAUUGGGCCAACCGAUGGCAACAAACUUUCGUGUACAGUUGUCCGAAGGGUAAGUUGAUUUGAAAACCCACUUUUAGGCCAAGUUAAAUGAAAACAAUUAACAAAAGUAAAAAACGACCAAAAACAAAACCAAACCAAAAAAUAGAGCAAAAAAAAAGUAAAUGUUUCUCGUCCGGAGUUUCUAUAGAGAAAAAGAGCGGACAGGUGCUUUUUUUGGUUGUUUCCUACGUUGUCAUUAUUGCCAAUUUAAUUCUUAAUAAUAACUAACUGAUGUACGAUUAAAAGAAAUGAUAAAUAACAAUGGUAGUAAUAAUAAUAAUAAUCAUAAUAACUAACACAUGAUAAAUUAAUUAUACGUCUUAGUACAGCAAAUAAGUCUUACUUGCUCCCUUAAAAUUGUCGAUAGUACCUGCUCUUUGCUCCUUCUUUUAUACAAAUUAUUACCGACCUCCUGGGGGAUAAGCUGGAGUUCUUUGGUCACUUUUAAUAAAUGAAACGUCAGAUACUAAUUAGACACAAAUUUUUGGUGUAUUUUGAUACAUGUUUAAAAACAACGUGAUGCGUCAUACAACUUCAGUAUAGGACUCAGUAUUUAACAAAUGCUUCGGUUUAUGAAAUGUAAGGCCUGCUUUGCAGGAUUGUAGAAUUGAAUGGGCCCUUUGCAACUAGCCAUUGGCGUGGUAGAAGACCGCCAUGCAGGAGAGCAAAAGUUGCAUUGGGACAAGACAAACAUAGGAAACUACCAUUUAUAAUUAUGAUGCCUUUUAUUUGUCUUGUCCUAGUGCGACUUUUGCUCUCCAGCAUGGAGGUGUUGUACCACGUGAAUGGCUAGCUGCAAAGAGCCUAUUGGCGUUGGAAGUAAUGCCUGUUGAUUCUUGUUCGUUUUUGCUUUUCCAAUAAAAACAAGAGAAGUGGUCCCAAAACAUGAGGCGGGUGGAACAAGAAACAAUAAUUUCUUUGUUUGUUUGUUUUUUUACAUGGCCUCACUACUCUUUUUCCCUUCAAGCUUCUCUUUCUUUUCAACACAGCAGCCCCUUUCUUGCUUUGCGUGAACUGAAACUUGACCCAGGCUUAAGAACCGUAUUUGAAAACCCUGUCUUUACUGCUCUGUCUCUCUCCUCCCCAGAGGUCUUUUUGUGUUGUAGGGAGGCGCGAUGGGAAGGGGAAAGAGCUUUCUAUUUUUCGAUUAUUGCUAUUUUUAUUGGGAUACCCAGCGGGAGCCUCUACGGAGGAGAGAGCUGCCCUGUAGCUGAUGGGUUUGUAAGUGCUGGAUCAUUCGUGCUGCAAGCAGUCGGACUUGCUUCAUAGUGACAUAAAAGGUUAUUAAUUAAAACGUUUCUAGGUUAUUCUUUGAGUCGCUGGUACAGCAUUCACAGGAACUGCAAAGAAGAUCGCAUCCAUCACUUUGAGUGCCGUAAAGUGAAUGAACCCGACAGCGCGCAUUGCAAGUGGACUUCUUAUGUAAACACUUAUGACAACCCUGUUAAAUUCAAAUGUGGGAACAAUGGCUUUGUAAGUGGAGUCAGAAGUGAGUACAGCUCCCAUCACAAAGAUCGCAGGUAACUUAUGAUUAUUACUGAGUUAAUUUUGGCUUUUUCUUCUUCUUCUUCUUCUUCUUCUUCUUACGGAUCUUCCGCAAGUUUCAAUUUACUUUUUGGUAAUUUCGCAUUUAAAAUUAAACAUUCCAGAUUUAAAAUUUUCAGGGUUUUUUUUUGUGUGUGCUAUCCUCUGGAUUUGCUUACUUUUUUCCUAUCCAUCUCCUCUGGGGACGUAGUCACGGGGUUUGGCAGAAUUGGUGCAGAGAGACCCUUUGCACUGUCCGCAGACAGGGGACAAGUAAUAGAUCAGUCCUCUUUAGCUUGUAUGUUUUGUUUUCCCAACUAGAGGUCCCAGGGGAACUUGCCCCUUGGUCUUUUCAUAAAUUAUGCGUUCAUAUGCCCGUGAAUAAAACGAAAUUUCAAAGAAACAGUUCUCUAGAGUAUUAUGACACAUGACCUGUGUGUAUUGGGAAAACAAAAGUUACAAGCUAAAGAGGUCUAUUGUAGAAGUACUGUAGUUCUAGUAUAGUACAUUUAUAGAUUUUACAUGCAAACAACUAGUGAGGGCCUAUCCAUUUACCUACCUAGUUUAUGAAAUUACUUUUUAACGAAAAAAAUAACAACUUCAAGACAAACAGCAGGAGGUAUUAAAUAUGCCUCCCUAGAGUAGAUAAUUCAAAGUUACAAAUACCAAUGAUAUACCUCGAAAAACUGAUUGACAACUAAGUAGUUUUUAAAACCCUCGAUUGCAAUUAACAUUUUGAAUGUUUCUUCAAUAUUAUAAGCCGUUGCAAUUGAUUCUAUAUUUUGUUGAAGUUUUUAUUUUUGUAGACUCCCAUUGGGGGCCAGUUAAUUUUUAAAAAAUAUUUUAAUUCUUUCAAUUCAGGUUCUGCUUCCUCUGCUGUAACAAGCCACGUUUGUUUCCACACGACUGUAAGAGCACUCCUCUUCAGAACAACUGGGACGCUGUACUGGACUACCGUGUUCCUAAUGGUUACACCUUGGCUGGUGUAAACAGUCACCAUGACAACAGUAAAGAGUAAGUACCACAGAGAUAUGUCGAUUAAAAAAAAUGGAUGGAAACAGUUCAGAUUGUGGGGACGGCGCGAACAGAUGUGAGCAGAAAAGACAGUGAGGAGAUGGAGUUGGGGGUGAGAGCUCCCUUACCUCGCGCCGCACUCCACUAUCUGAACGCCUAGAACGGGUUAAAAAGAAAAAAAAAAGAACAAAAAAAAAUCAACCCAAGUAAACACCUCUCUGUAUCAAGACCCGGUGGAAUCUAUAUCUUCACCGGUUCUCGGAGAAAAUGUCACCGGAAUGGCUUCUUUUCCACUGGUUGAUCUUUGUUAGUUAGUUAUCGCCCAUAAAAGCUAAAAGGGGUGGCAGGCCUUAAAUCUCUACCUGUGUGAAACCUUUGAAAUCCUUUUGCAUAUUGCUCAAACGAGAACUAUAAGAUUUACGCGAUUACCUGUUCCCUCCGAUUUCUUUCUUAUAUUUUUACUUCUUUUAAACAAAUGCGAAUAACGAAAUACACUGGCUUUGUAGAAUUCACAGUAAAAAGUGACAGGGGCAAAAAAUUAGCCGGGUAGGAACAAACUAUUCGCCAGGUAUCGGAAGGCUAAAUAAUCACCAGGUAGACUGAAUUAGACCACUGGGUAGGGUUUCACUGAGUCUGUUACAGAGGAGUGUACUAAAAGGUGCGUAAAAACGGGCAACAUAUACGUGCAACUUGUCUUGCAACAUUGUUGCAGAACAAGUUGAAUAGCGAUUUGGCGCAUUUUACCACCCACGUCAAACCUGUCUUGCAACAAAACAGCUUGUUAACAGGUUUUAACACGGGUGGUAAAACGCGCAACACUUGCUUAUUAACUUGUUCUUCAGUAAUGCUGCAAGACCAGUUGCACGUUUUUUUUGCCCGUUUUUACGCACCUUAAGGAAUGAAUAAUAUGAAACGGACAAAAGUUAAUUAAAUCAACUGAAAGUACACAAUUGAACUAAAAUGAAACAAAGCGAAAAGGAAAAAUGUUAAAUUGACGCACUGAACAAAUGAAACAAAGAAAAAAUAAACCAAACCAAUGACCAGGAUAACGGUUGUUCUGUAAACGCCGACUCACCAGUUCCCUCUUUUUUAAAUAUUUAACGUUCUCUGUUUUAUGUUUUGGUUAGGAAAAAACAAUAUGAAGUUAUAAAAGAACAUACCCCGACCCCGAACUAACCCAACCUCGUCCCCAGGGCGCUUUUUUUGAGGACGAGGUUGUACCUAACCUGCCAAGCGGUUUUUCUGAUGUGUUUUUCGUUUGUGGUUCGUUAAGGGCCUGUUAACAAGGAAAGAGGGUUACCCUUUUACUAGGGUUACCAUAGCAGGCGGGUUAAAGUUAACUCUGGUUUACAAGCAAAUUUCACAGGUAGGGUUACCCUACCACCCGGCUCAACUUUACAUGUCUGCGUGAUGGGAACAUUAACUGCCAACAUGUGAAAUCAUCAUUUUCGACCCCAUGCCAGAGCUCUUCUAGCUUCAUGCGCAGUCAGCUAAGGAUCUGGUGACGAGAUUGGUGAAAUCAUGUGAACCACCUUGAAUCACCACCAGGGCCCAGUUGUUUGAAGGCCGAUUAGCUCCAGCCUGAGGUUAAACUUUAAUCCGGCUUUCUUUGUGUUUUAUUCGAAAGCUUUUUCUGGGCAAUUUUUCGCGAUUCUUUUAAGUUCAUCCAAUCAUCAUAUUGUAGACAAAAAGAACUAAACUGAAUUUGCUUUUUAACCUUUCAUAUCUCAAUUCAAAUUUCGCUCAAUCCCCGGGUUAUCGAUCUUGAACCCAUCUUUAAAAAACUCGAACCAGGCUGGUAUUUUUUUUCCCUAUUGUGCAAACUAAACCCUUUGUAAACUUUUUCUAGGAAUAAGCUGAAUACUACUAAAUACUCGUAUUAGCUACAAUCGAUUUUUUUCCUUCAGAAAAAUAACAAGAACCUAUUUAAGAACCUAAAAAGCUUAAAUUUGUGCUAAUUACCAUUUAUGUAUGACCAUGUUUAGGCUAACUUGGAAAAAUGCAAGUUCUACGCGCUCACAGGGUGCCCCAAAGAGUACUGUGCACAUUACUCUGGGAAGGUCCGCAGUGCCCAUAUCAGACAAAUAAUUAACUCUUUGUUGCAGGACAGGCUCUUUCCUAAUUCUGUAUAUUUUAUAAAUAAGUCAUUUUCUUUAUAGAAUACAGCGUUUUACCUUUAAAACUUUCAUCUGAAGCUUUGCUUCCUUUUUAAUCUUUAGGGAUCGUCGCUGGGCAUUUGAGAUCUGCAAGUUUCUUAGCUGUCAGUGAGCCGAAACGAUGGGAUUUAACAGCCAGACAUGUGUAGAUAACUCUAAACCAUGACGUUCUAAUGAAGAGAAAUCCAACAGCCUCCUAUUUUUCGUUUUAUAUUCCUAUCCUAUCAUUAAAUCGUUAAAUCAAUAUAGUUAAGUUAAUGCCUAGUAAUGAUUUUUUCUUUUUUAGACAAUAC